Messenger RNA from Nilaparvata lugens (brown planthopper), 3218 nucleotides. RefSeq names its product diuretic hormone class 2 (gene Dh31). The record is from RefSeq and is a predicted model, not a curated record. Gene Ontology annotation, molecular function: G protein-coupled receptor binding; diuretic hormone activity. Gene Ontology annotation, biological process: body fluid secretion. Lineage: Eukaryota; Metazoa; Arthropoda; Insecta; Hemiptera; Delphacidae. The coding region runs from base 132 to 485 and encodes 117 amino acids. The transcript is spliced from 4 exons.
GACGCAUCAGGCCCAUUACGCCACGCGUCUUCUCGACAGUUGCAACACGCUGACACUCAACUGAAAGCAACCCAACCAACUCAACCCACGGGGAAGCGCACGUCGACGCCUCACUUGCAUCCAGCAACAAAAUGAACAGUUCUCAGUUUGUAGCAUCAGCUGGUCUGCUUAGCUGUCUAGUUCUGUUCUCUCUCAUCCACACAUCUCAAAGUGCACCAUUCUCUUCAGGACACAAAGGCUACCUUUCGGAUAUGGAGAGUGAGCCUGACCCAGAGCUGAUGCUCGAAAUCCUCACACGGCUUGGACAGACCAUCAUCAGAGCAAAUGAUCUAGAAAACUCGAAACGUGGCCUGGACCUGGGUCUGAGCCGCGGCUUCUCCGGUUCGCAGGCCGCCAAACACCUGAUGGGCCUGGCUGCGGCCAACUACGCCGCAGGACCCGGAAGGAGGCGACGCGCCGCCCCCCUUCCACUUAACAUGGCCUAGACUCAUUCAACCCUCAACACAUUCCUCCCACCAACCCCUGGCUACCGGCUGCUUUUACCCUUCAAUCUCUAGUGGUUCUCAUUCGACCGAUUUCAAAUUAAUAUUAAAUUAUUGUUAGUUACUCCUUGAAUGUUCCAUUUUAAAACAUUGGUUACAGUCCGCAACCCUCCCUUCUUUUUAGCAGUUCUCAACAGUUUUGAAUAAUUAGAUGUAGUUAUUAGACAGAUUUGAAAUUAAUUUUUCAUUAUUGUUACUCCUCAAAAGGCCCAUUUUAAAACCCUGGUUACAGUCCGCAACCAUUCUUCCCUUAAGCGAUCCUUAACAGAUUUGGAUAAUUAGAUGGAAUUAUUGUUACUCCUCAUAGAUUGAGGAUUAUUUGAAAUACUGCUUUGGAAUGCAUAGCUUACUUGGAUAAAGUUAUCGUUACAAAUCAUUAAUAUUUAUUCGAAAUACAUUUUAGAAAUCUAGUUAUACUUAGAUCUUUUUAUUGAAUACAUUCAUAAAUUAUUGUUUUUUAAAACCUAUGAUUACCGGACGUAAAUUUCUUUCCGCUCUGUAAUGACUGUCAUUUGACAGUUUUGAAAUGGAUAUUUCUACGAAUUAUUUAAACACCCUGUACAUUCUCGUUGUUAAUAAGCUAUUUGAUGUUCACCUACAAAAAUACGGGACCUUUACUUCAAUACAUCGACAUGAAAUAGCUUUCAGCUAAUGUGAAGUACUGUACUGCUACAAAAUUAAAUAGUCUUGGCGCAAUUAUUUUUUCCAUAGAAUUAUUAUUUACGGUAAUUUGAAUAGAAAAAUGUUAAACAACUAUUGAAAAAUUGACUCGCAUACUAUACCUUAUGGGUCCUAGCUCUUCCAAAAUUUCUUAAUUGUCAAUGAAUUAAAAUUACUUCUUCAUUGAUGAGGGAGGGAUAAUUCAUUUUAAAAGACAGUUUUGUCACCGUAUAUCAAGUGGUGGAUUCAAGAUCUCCUCUUGAUUAGAAUCUAUGUUUAUCACACAUAAUAUUAUUCUAUUCAAAUACCUUCAACUUCUCGUAGAUCGUGUUCAAAACCAUUUUCCAGUGGUAAAAUCUAGUAUUCGUCUUCUUGAGCUAGCUUCUUAGCUUCUUAAGCUAAGGAUAAUUGAGAUGCUACUUAAAUUUAUCAACAAUAAAUUAUUUGAAAGUUCAAAUAUUAUGACAGUUUUAUGAGAAAUAACAGAGUAUUAUAAUUAAAUAAAAGAACACUUCAUCCAGGCUCUGCCCAGUUCAUUGUUCCUGAUUUCCUCUUGUUAUUCUUCAGAUUCCUAUCCUCAUCAUUUUAUCCAGGCCUUCAAGCCCUUCUUCAGUUGCCUAACCGUAUUACAAAAAUGUUUUGUCUCAAAACGAGUCUCAUAUAACGUUUUCUGUCAUCUGUACCCAAGAUCCUACAUGAUUCUACAUUUUUUUGAAGUGUACUUUUCAUUAAUAGACAAAAGUAACUAUCUUUGUCACAGAACUUGAUAGAAAGAUUACGUUCAAAUAUAAACACCCUUUCAUAAGAAUUCGGUUCAAUAAGAAAAAAUUAUUGGAGAGAGUUGACAUGCUUAUAACCCUAAAAUUCACAAGCUUUCAUUAUCCUAUUCUAUUAAAAAUUUUCACUAAAUGCUUUACUUCCCCAUCAAUAUUUUUUCCAUAUUUUUUAAUAGAUAAUUUAGACUCCUUUAAUGGCUGUGAUGUUCUAGUCUAUUUUCUCGAUGCUUAUUUUUUAUCAAUUUUUGUCAAUGAUCAAUUUGUUUUCGUUUCAUAUUGACCAAUAUUCUAGUCUUAUCAAUCACUGGAUGAAAUGAUAAUUCAUGUGAAUAUUGAAUAGAAUUUAAUACGAUUUUGUAAGAGUUAUUGUGAUUUAGUUUACAAACGUAUUAAUUGCAUGAUAUGUUACAAAUAAGAGUUUUAUUCAAUGUUAUUCUUAAUAUGGAUUUCUAGUUUGUAGCUUCUUGGAACUCUCGAACUCACCUAUUAUAAAAAGCAUCGCUUAUUUAUUUGAAAGCCAUUUUCACUCUGAUGUAAAAUAUUCAGCUCGAAGAAUAAACUGUUUUACUUAAAAAUUCGAAUAGAACCCUCAAUAGAACGGAGAUAAGUAUUUUUCUUGAGUAAUCCAUAAUACUCAUUUGCCAUCGAGGAUUUGUUUCAUUAGGGUUUAUAUUUCAAUUAUAAAUGAGAUUGAACUAUUGAGGAUUCCGUCUCCUUCUUUUUAUUUCGUGUUCGAUCCCUUCUCGGUUAUGAUAGUCUACAUGCUCUAUUCAAACUUCAAACCUAAAAUACUACUUUAAACGAAACAAUUCCUUGCUUAGACGUCUCAAUAUCAAGAAAUCACUGCUUGAAACCUUUUCCAGUUUUCCAAUAUAGCCUAUUCGUGUAGCUAGAAAUCAACCAAUAUAUUGAUAUUGAAUUAUAUUCCAAUAAUAUCUGUGCAUGAAAUGAUCUCAAAUCUGGUAGUAAAAUUAUGUACAUAUGAAAUCUAUUAGAGACAAACUUAUUUGAUAUUGUUCGGUCAAUUUAAUUGGAUGUAUAUGUUUAUUUUUUAUAGAUGUAAAAAUAAAACAAGACAAGAAAUGUGGUAGAACUUUUGUUUGAUACCUUUCUUCCCUGUAAGUUGUGUAAGAGCAAUUUUCCAAUGUUGUAUCACAAUGUAUCAUGAGCACUUCAUGGAAAUGUGUAUUCUCUACUAAUAGAGUCAAAUAUUGGAAAUAAAUGUUUUAGCUAGAGAGCA